Molecule: messenger RNA, 2946 nt
Organism: Perognathus longimembris pacificus (Pacific pocket mouse)
Lineage: Eukaryota; Metazoa; Chordata; Mammalia; Rodentia; Heteromyidae
Gene: Vcf1
Product: family with sequence similarity 104 member A
Exons: 4
Coding region: 460-885 (141 amino acids)
Source: RefSeq, a predicted model, not a curated record
CUCCAAUGAUAGAGCACCAGUCUUGAGAAAAUGUCAGGGACAACACCCAGGCCCCAAGUUCAAAAGCCACAGGACCAGCACACACAAAAAGAAUUCCUUCUGACUUCACUUGAUAUGCGAAUUUCUUUAAACCUAGAAUUUUCCAGCGGUUUGUGCUGCCGUCUCAAAGUUAGAAUCUAGUGACAUGAAUGAAGUGACUGUUAUAUCAUAAUACUAGUAGUCUGCCGGACAGUCAGGUUAGCAUAGCCAUAGUUGCUUCUUCAGUGAUCACCCAGGAUAGUAACUGAGUCCUCUGGGGGGCAUAGAGAUUCUAUUUAGUGUGGUGCUUGUUGGGGGAAAUCAGGGGCGAGGAAAACCUAGAAGCUACCACAUAUCUGUGAUAUUCCUGUGUGACAUCCUUUUUAUACAGAUACGCAGGACAAACAGGCAAAGACAGGGGCUCCUCUCAAAUCUUGUCAUAUGGAAGAAAGUAGGAAAAGAAGAAGAAAUGGCAAUGAAGAAGAUAACCAUCUUCCCCCACAGACCAAAAGGAGUACAAGAAAUGCUGUCUUUCAGGAUUCCUGGGACACGGAGACAGUACCUGUAACAAGAAACAGUAAAGAAAACAGACUAAGAGGAAACAGAGCGUUCUUCGCGUCUUCCAGCAGUGACAGUGGUGGGAGCAGCAGCAGCAGCAGUAGCAGCAGCAGCAGCAGCAUCAACAGUCCUGACAGGGCCAGUGGGCCGGAGAGCCUGAGCCAGGUCAUCCCAGGAUCGAGCCCCAACACCCCUCAGCCGGCACCCGAGCAGUCUGCACUGUGCCAAGGCCUCUACUUCCACAUCAACCAGACCCUGAAGGAGGCUCACUUUCACAGCCUGCAGCACCGAGGCCGGCCUCCCACAUGAGGGGCCAGCAGCUUCUUGCCUUCUGUGAAGGGACAGUGCUGUGCAGAUUCGGUAUUUCAACCUACAAUUUGUUUUAAAAAAAAUUGCACACAAAAAUGCCUGUUGGCUUCUCAGUCUAUAUUUGAAAUAACAGGUUAACAGGCAAUUGUUUACUUGUGGUGUCGCUGCACUAUUGCAAUUUCCAAGGGGCUUCGGAGCAGGUUUUUAUAGGAUUGAGGGAGGAGGGAAGGCAUCGAGGUAGAGACAAGGAAACCUGUGUGUUGCGUCCAUAGUGUCUCAUUCAGAUUCGUUUCCAAGUCUGUCAGUUAGAUUCGACUUUUAUGUAAAAGGGCCUUUACCAAGUGCAGAAUCAGUUUUUUAUUCAAUAAACUAGUCAUGAAAAUCCAGUUUCUAUGAAACCCCCCCCCCCCAAGUUUUCCCUCAAAAUAUAGAAAGCUUGAGUCUUGCACUGGGAUGGACUAUGUUGCUACCUCUGUGUGGAGCUAGCCUGAGAAGGGAUGCUUCCAUUGGAACUGGAGAGUAGACUUGAGCCGGAUUCACAUGGGACGUGAAGUGGCCUCCCUAGCCGUGUCUCCUCUGCCAGCAGCGUUUCCAGGCAAGUCCUUCAGACUCCUGUAUCCACAGAAAACAUCAGCGCUCCUCCAGUCUGCACCUCCGACUUUAGUAAAAAGAACUGCAGUUUCCACUUCAAGAAAUGCUUUUGUCUUACUUGGACUCUGAGCAGCUCCUGGUAACUCCAACUGGCAGGGUAAACUAAGGCACAGAUGACUGGAUGCUGAGCACACCCACUGUCUGAUCUGGUGCCUGACAUGACAAGUGGAUGAAACUUGGAUAAGGUCACCCCUGAUGGAGACUAGGGGACCACAUUCCAUCUCCCAAACUGAAAAGAGGUGAGUUUAGAAACAAACAAGCAGAGGCACCUUUAGGAAAGACAAUGCAAUAGUGUUUAUUUAGACAGGAUGGGCGUUUCUCCGAGUUACUUGGUCAUACUAGAGAGCCAGCCAAGUUUGAAUAAUGAGGAUGCAGAAGAGUCGUCUUCAUCGCUGAGGAGCUGUCUGAACAAGGAGCCAGGAUUCGCUGGGUCACCUGCUCUCGAGAGUGGCAGGGGGUCAACCUGCCGUUGGAUAUAGAGGAAGUGCCUUAGAGCCCCCCCAGCCUCCUGCCCGCCCCCCCAACCCCGCCACUCCACGGCACUGCACUCGGGGGCCACACGGCAUACUGCAGAACUGGCAAGCGAGUAUGGCUCUGCUGAGGACUUUGCUGAUUGCAGGGAUGUGAAAAGGACCGGGGUACAGCAUGGAAUUUUACUCUGACCAAGUGAAAUUGGAGAAUAGGACUGGGGAACAGUAACACAUGCACCCCCUUCCUUCCAUGGCAUUCCUCCACUAGCAAGGACUCACAGGGCAUUGUGGGCCGUGGAAACCCGUGCCAGGUGAGUUCCAGCCCAGGUGGGGCCUCGGGGCAAUGGCAAGCUUUUUGUUUUUUAAACUACUGUCUCCUAGAUUUUAAAACCAGAUGUUUGCCAAGGACUUUGGAUUUUAAUGCGUUUGAUGGCAGGGAAUAUGGAAAGGAUACAUUGCUAAUAUUUUGUCUAAUAAUAAAGUAAACAACUAAAUGUUGUAAGAAGACAAGCUGAGCUCUGCACACACAUGUACACAACACAAUUCAGAAAUACCCAGGAGGAUUGCUGCAGGCUUAACGGAUAGCAUCCCACUGAAACAAAACGCGCAUUAACAGAAAACGUAAAACACAAAGUAAAUUUUAAUUCCCACCCAACUAAAAGACUCAAGACGAAACCAAUGCUCAGAACAAGGACUUUCUCUGAGCGAGUCCCAUCCCAGUGCGAGGUUGGCAGAACCUCACUCUCGCCCUUCUAAGUGUAAGUGGCCAUCUCCAUCCUGUCCUGCACAUUUUAUAGCCUUGCGGCCUGGGAAACAUUUCUACCAUGAGGCUAUCUGGUAGUGUCUCUUGGUGUCUUUUAAAGUUUCUAUCAGCUCGAGCUAGCAAGACCUUGUACUUUUCUAUUGCGCCGCCAUUAAAAGCAGCACUAGUGCACUGUCA